Messenger RNA from Nicotiana attenuata, 3439 nucleotides. RefSeq lists its product as uncharacterized. The transcript is spliced from 9 exons. Bases 120 to 1925 code for a protein of 601 amino acids. Gene Ontology annotation, cellular component: nucleus. The record is from RefSeq and is a predicted model, not a curated record. Lineage: Eukaryota; Viridiplantae; Streptophyta; Magnoliopsida; Solanales; Solanaceae. Gene Ontology annotation, biological process: regulation of DNA-templated transcription.
UUCAUUUUUCCAAAUUCAUUUCCCGCCCUCUACAAGAAAUAGAAAAACCCCCCAAACCGAAAACAAAAUCUAUUUACAAAUUACAAGUAAACUUUCCCUCACUACUCUCUGCUUGUACAAUGGCUGUUGCUUCAGGUUCUAAGCAAAAGGAAGGAAAAAUGAAGAGCCCAACGAAGAAGAGGAAUAAGGAGUCUCAAGAGCAAUCGGAAAAGGUUAUUUCUACUCCUGCGAAGCGUAACAAUUGUCCCGGAGUACGUCUUGUGGGUGGGCGAAUCUAUGAUUCUUUUAAUGGCAAGACAUGUCAUCAGUGCCGCCAAAAGACAAUGGACUAUAUGGCUGCAUGUAAGAAUAUGAGAAAUGAUAAGCCUUGUCCAAUUCGUUUCUGUCAUAAAUGCCUAUUAAACAGGUAUGGUGAGAAGGCAGAAGAAGUAUCACUUUUGGAGGAUUGGAAAUGUCCAAAAUGCAGAGGCAUUUGUAACUGCAGUUGUUGCAUGAAGAGACGAGGUUGCCAACCCACCGGUAUACUUGUGCACACAGCAAAGGCAACAGGAUAUUCUUCUGUUUCAGAUAUGCUGCAGACUAAGGGGCUUAAUAAUAUUGAUCGCAUCAAAGUUCUGAAAGACACGAAUACUACAAACAAUGAGGAAAGCAUUGUUUCUGCUGAAAAUCAGGGGAAGGAAAAUUGUGUUGAAGGGGUGAUAGACUUAAAUAUGCAUACUUCUCAUUUGUCAAAAAGUCCCAGUGUGGGAUGUAAAAGGAAAGUGGUUAGCGAAAAGCCCGAUGGAAGGCUUUCGUUAAAGGAGAAUAAUCCUCUUGGCAAGGGAAAAUCUAAGAGAAUCAAGCAAGAGGGAGCAACUGAAGUGAAUGGUAAGACAAACAGUCAUAAUAAAAGGAGAUCAGAGAAUAAUGAAGUGAGUGACCUUGGUGUACAAAACAUUCCAUCUUCUGAAGAUAGUCCACAUGGUGGUGAAAAGAAGCCAAAAAAAUUGAUGCAAGGUCAACCAAGAUCAAAUUUUGAUAGCAAGAGAGGUGCUGUUGCAUCAGUGAAAGAAACUCUAUUAGGAAAAUCUCAAGAUUCUAGAAAGAACAACAAGGAAAGAUCUGUCAAGGAAGGUUCUGUGGAAGAUAACACUAUUGAAAAUAAGGAUCCUUUUGCCUUAACUUCAUUGCCCCAGGGCACUGGUUUGACAGCUGUUGGUGGCAUUGAUCUACAGUCGGAAGAUAUUGGGAAUGCUUUACAAUUUUUAGAGUUCUGUGCGGUUUUCGGAAAGAUUCUUGACAUCAAGAAAGGGCUACCAGAAGCUGUUCUUAGAGAUAUAAUGCAGGGGAGAAGUUCACGACGUGGAAAAUGUUCUUUGACAAUGCAGUUUCUUAGUAACUUGCUAUCAUUUUUAAAGGACGAGGAUGAGGAAAGAUUUUCAGCAGUAACUUCAACAGAAGGGAAAAACACAUGGUAUGCUGAUAUUAAAAUGUGCAUCUCAGAAUCCCCCAGUGUUUCAAGAACCAUGGGCUUGGAUUCUUUAAGUGAUGGAGCUGAUCAAUUUGAGAACUUGAGUCCCUCAGAAAAGCUCAAGAUAUUAAAUUUUAUCUGCGAUGAAGUCCUUGAAACUGUAAAGAUAAGGGAUUGGAUUGACGAUCAAAACACAAAAUUUGCUGAAAGGGCAAAGGAAGCAAAAGAAAAAGUUAUUGCUGCAAAAGAUGAGGAGAAGCGCCUGAAGCAGAAAAUGCAGGAUCGGAUAGCUCAAGCCCUAAUUGCGAAGAAUGGUGCUCCACUCUCAAUAUCGGAACAUGAAUCAAUUGUUUCUCAAAUUAAAUGUGAAGCAGCAGAAGCUCAUGCUUCUGUGAUGGAGUCGAAGAACACUUAUUCAAAGUGUACGUUCUUAUUCUACAUGCAAGUUUUAAGUUCAUUUAUUUUACAUGUAUGACUUGCAUAAGUGUGCAUAUCUAAUCAGUCAUGUUAAAAGGAAGCCCAAAAUGGAAAGACAUGUUAAUAAAGUAGAUUUUCUGUUCAUGAUGGUGUUAUGUGGACCAAUAAACGACUUGUUAUAUAUUUUCUAUUCUAGCUCUAGAACCAUGUCAUCAGUUAUUACCUUAUAGGAUAUAUAGAGCCCCAAAAGAGAUUCUAAGCCUUUUGCUUUAACAUGGAGUAAGUUUCGUGCUAGUACACCAACUUAAAGAGGCGCAAUUAAGUUAGACUAGUUACAUUCAUUCUAUUUGUCUCACUCUAGAUUGAAUAGAAGGUUUUCCUUGUUCACUUGCCAUAAAUAAUGUUAUUGGCAAAUCUGAUUCCUAAACCAGGGCUCUCUCUCUCUCUCUCUCUCUCUCUCUCUCUCUCUCUCUCAAGGAGAGGUAGAGACAGAAUUAGACAAAUAGAUUGACAGCAGUUAGCUUGGACUGCAUUAAGACUUGAUUUCAGUAUUGAUGUAGCAUCAGCUGAUUCAAGUCCUGCCAAUGUAGUUGGUAGUUAAUAUUGAGAGAGUUUGAGUGUCUUGUAAGAAAGCUUUGGGUGUUAUCAUUUUGUAUCUAUAGUAUGCCAUGAUAAAUAAAAGCAAUAUUUGUUUUGCAACCUGAUGCAAAAGUGUUGCUAUUCAGCAUGCUGCAAGGUGCUGGGUUUUGAUACAUGCACCUGCCUAUUUUUAUUGUGGUAACUUAUUUUACUGUACAUGAUGUUUGAGUUUUUAAUGGUUGUCAAAGAGUGCUGGUAUUUUAGGAUUGUUUUGUCUUGUAUAUGAUAGCAUUUUCCUACCAUCUUUGAUUUGUCUUGUGAAACUAUUGAGCUUUUACCAAUGCAAAAUUCUGUCUUCUUUCCAAGAUUUUGGAAUAGGCUAAUAUCUUGUGUGAUUUUGAAUUCAAGACUAAAUAGCCCCUCCCAGUUAAAUCUUAUGGUUAACUCAGCGAAUAGUUAACUUUGCAAGUUGAAUGACAACAUUGCCCUUAGAGAGAGUACCUUUACUCUCCUCUCAUCAAUUGAAGAUCUGCUAAAUAUUCCACUGUUUUACAAGGGUUAGUAUUUUCUCCGAGAAAUUUAUUAUUAAAUUGUAAGCUGAGCUGAUCAUAAAAUGCUUUUACUUGUUUCACUUUUUGGACCAAUAUAUAAUUUGAUCUAGUGAAGCACGUCGGUAGAUCACCAUCCUUCUCAAAGAAGUAAAUUAUAGUACCUUGAUAAUAUGGUGAGUAGGUUGUCGGCCGUUGCCCCACAUUCCAUAAUAUAAUGGCUAGUGAAAAGAUGGAAAAUUCUAACUUUUCACAACCAUCAAACACCUGCACCAUGCGACCAGAGAGGAUAAAGAGCAGAUCAAUAACACCAAAAUCAAUCAUGUAAAGUGAAACAAAGCAAAAUUAUAUGAACAUAUAUUGCUAUUUCCCCAUCCAGGCUUUCACUUUAUUCAUAAAUGAAAUUUCUGUAUGAGAUAUGCGAAAUGCUUGUUUGUUGAUGAUU